AUGAGCAAGAAACAUGCAUUGUCAGUUCCACUUUGUUUGAAUCCCAACACAGGAGCCAUCACCACGCAAUUUCAUAUUGUAUUUGAUCCUACCUUCUCGACCGUGGCAACAAAUGUUGACGACCUACCUGAUUUUGGUUCGGAAGCCUGGUCCAAACUCUUUGGAGACUCCGUCUACCAAUAUGUUCUGGAUGAUCCCGAGGACCCAUUGCAUCCACCUGAUCCCACCGACGAUCCUCCUCCACCUUUAACUGCAAGAGUCCGAGAACAAACAGAAGUUCACAACCCGCCCACUCCAUUGGACGUUGUUCCGCCACCUACCAAGCCACAAGUCGAUUCCUCUGGAGCCACCAUACCUUCGAUCCAGAGGGAGACAGUCAUCAAGAAUCCGCCAGCUGUUCCUCCCGUUCAGUUGCCUCCUUCUCAGAGGGAGAAUGUGACCCCUACUCCUACAAAUCCGCCAAAGCCCUCAUCUCCGCCACAGCCAACGCCUCCACCGGCUCGCAAACCGCAACCCACACCAACUUCCAAACCUGCACCCCAGCCAUCAGCCACACGCACAUCUCGCUGA
Messenger RNA from Cylindrotheca closterium, 570 nucleotides. The record is from the annotation of a GenBank genome assembly. NCBI's taxonomy places the organism in Eukaryota, Bacillariophyta, Bacillariophyceae, Bacillariales, Bacillariaceae.